Molecule: messenger RNA, 1443 nt
Organism: Puccinia triticina
Lineage: Eukaryota; Fungi; Basidiomycota; Pucciniomycetes; Pucciniales; Pucciniaceae
Exons: 2
Coding region: 1-1443 (480 amino acids)
Source: RefSeq, a predicted model, not a curated record
AUGGAACUGUCUUCGUCGAUCGUUCUCUCACCCCAGACGGUGCAUAAUAAUCAAUCCUCUGACCCCGGCCAUCUACCCCCAUCACAACACGUUCUGCACCAGCAAUACCCCUCUAGCUCCAGCAGAGGCGCUAAUGAAGCCGGUGAUGAAGACACCAAGUAUCCGAUCUCGAAUGCCUCGCACGCUCCCAUCUACGACCAGUCUUACACCCAUCUCUCGGUCCCUUCGGGGAAUCCACAGACAAGCAGCUGCUUCAACCAUCGGACAGAAACCAUGAACAACGCUCCUCUAACUAAGCAGCAAUCGCCUUCGCUCUCACAAAAAUCAACACCCACGCCCCCACCUACCUCAUCGCCAUCCUCACCCUGUCACUCAGCACCCUCUAACUUGAUCGACCUCAACUCGAUUGUUUCGUUUUCUCAACUACUACAAAGAAAGGAUGAUGUGAUUUUGGCACUAAAAUAUCGCUCAGGUGACCAUCUAGCCACCCAAGCUUUAGAGCUUUUGAGAGCGGGCCGAGAGCGGGUCAAGCGAAUCACGGCAGCGGGCAGGGCAGCCACUGGGAAACCACCAGUGAAGCAUAUUCAAGAGCAAUACCUGGCUGUCUUUAGCCGUUUCUCAGAAUAUUGUACCUCUCAAAAUAUCCCAACAUGGCCCAUCGAGCCAGUCCGAGUCGCUAUCUGGGUACUGGCUAUGCAAGAGAAAUCGCCACCCACACCCGCUACCCUAAGACAGUACAUAACUAGAUUGGAGUUUACGUGUACGGUCACUGCUGGAUUGUUUGAGCCUGAAUUCGGAGCGUCCUCUCCUCUGAAAGGCAGCGCCCUACUUCGGGAACUUGUGAAUCGAGACCUUCCCGGACAGCCCCCAUCUCGGCAGCCUCGUUCGCCCUCGAGUUCAAAACCCAUCCAGAAGCGUGGCCGUAGUCUGUCGACUUGCGAGACUGGAGAGCAUUCUCUGACGCCGUCAGGCAAGAAAUGGUCGAGGUUCGAAGGCGGUCCUGGGGAAUUAGAGCGAUACGAUCACUAUCUGUCCCCGUUCAGCCCUUCGGUCUCCUAUCAAGCAACGUCACUGAUCCCCCACCAGAGUAACCCUGAAAUGUGGGCGGCCCACUCCGGUCAUCAACCAGAGCAUUAUCCCAACGAGGUCCUGCAUCAUUGCCAUCCGCAUCCAGCAGUUCCCCAGCACUUUCAUCCGGAAUCAAAUCACCACCUGGCACAUCACCAUUCUGCUGUCAACGGUCGCCCUCGCUCGCAUGAAGUCGUCGGGAAUUCUGUUCAGUUGCAUCCCUCUCACCGAACCCUGCCCCCAUAUCCGAGAGGUUACCCUCAUGAAUACAUCAACCCUCACGGAAAUUCGCCUUUCCAAUCCCACCAUUCUAUCAUUCCACCCAACGGGGAUAGCCGACACAUUCCUGAUCCCGCUUCUAAUCAGUGGUCUUAA